AUGGCGGAGAAGCGCGGCAGCAUCCGCUCGUUCUUCACCCCCGCGGCGAAAAAAACGAAGAAAGAUGACGCCGACGAAACGACAGAAGACGCGAUCGCGCCGCUGCGACCGUCGAACGUCGUCAACGCGGACGCGGGCGCCGACGCGAAGGAAGGAGGCUCGACGUUGACGGACGCGCAGCGUGAGCGCGUCGAGCUGAACAAGCAGCUCGCGCGAAGCAAGGCUGCGCAGAGGGAGGCGACGAAAAUAGCGGAAGUCGCCGCCGCGAACGGCGUCGCGCCGAACAUCGAGGACCUCCUCGUCGAGAGCACCUGGAGGGAGAUCUUAGAGCCGGAGUUCAAGAAGGAGUACUUCGGGAACCUGAAGACCUUCCUGAAGCGCGAGUGGAGCUCCGGCGCUAAGGUGUUCCCGGCGACGAAGAACGUGUUCCGAGCCUUCAACUCGUGCGCGACGGCGAACGUGAAGGUGGUCAUCCUCGGGCAAGACCCGUACCACGACGACGGUCAAGCGAUGGGGCUGAGCUUCUCCGUACCGAAGGGGAUCAAGGUUCCGUCGAGCCUGAGUAAUAUUUACAAAGAGCUCGGGGACGACUUGGGGUGCAAGAAACCGACGCACGGGGACUUGGACAAGUGGGCGACGCAAGGCGUGCUGAUGCUCAACGCGUCGCUGACGGUUCGCGCGCACCAGGCGAACUCGCACAGCAAGAAAGGUUGGGAGGUGUUCACGGACGCGGCGAUCCGGUCGCUGUCGAAGAAGCAGACGAACCUGGUGUUCAUGCUGUGGGGGAAGAACGCGCAAGAGAAGGAGCGGCUCAUCGCGAAGGACGGGAAUCACCUCGUGUUGAAGUGCCCGCAUCCGAGCGGUCUGAGCGCGCACAGAGGGUUCUACGGGUGCAAGCACUUCUCGCAGGCGAACGCGUACAUCGAGAAGAAAGGCGGCGUGCCCAUCGACUGGCAGAUCGAGUGA
This is a messenger RNA of Micromonas pusilla CCMP1545, 966 nucleotides long. RefSeq lists its product as uncharacterized. Lineage: Eukaryota; Viridiplantae; Chlorophyta; Mamiellophyceae; Mamiellales; Mamiellaceae. The record is from RefSeq and is a predicted model, not a curated record. The transcript has a single exon. Gene Ontology annotation, cellular component: nucleus; mitochondrion. Gene Ontology annotation, biological process: base-excision repair; base-excision repair, AP site formation via deaminated base removal. Gene Ontology annotation, molecular function: uracil DNA N-glycosylase activity. Bases 1 to 966 code for a protein of 321 amino acids.